UACAGGAAGUAGCCGGAGCUCGGCCGCACAGCGCUAGUCGGUGUAGCUUCAAUAGAGACCAAACUGUGUCUCUAACGGAGUAAACAAUGUCCACAUGAAGCUGUCUGAAGAGACUCUGUGCUGCUCACUUUAUUUAGAAAACGUUUAAUAUGUGAGUUAUCUCCUGGAAGCUAAUGUUAGCCGCGGAGCUAAUGGAGUUAGCUUAGCGUGCUAACUGGAAAUAGAAGAAACGUGAUUUAAAGUUUGAACAGAGUUUGUACCGGAGGAUAAAGUUCCUGUGAAUGAGAGAAAAUGUCUCACCAACUACUGGACGCUGCUUUAAAGGCUGAAGUCCGGAUACACAGAGCAGACGUCCAGCUGCUGUCGGUGAGUAAAGAAGAGGAUCCUCCUGAGCAGCAGCAGUGGAUGAGGGAUCCACCAGAGCUGCCACACAUUAAAGAGGAGGGGGAGGAACUCUGGACCGGUCAGGAGGAAGAGCAGCUUGGAGGGCUGGAGGACGCUGAUAUCAUCAAGUUCACAUUCUCUCCUGUCUCUGUGAAGAGUGAAGAAGAGGAGGAAGAGAAACCUCAGCCCUCACAGCUUCAUCAAACUGAAGAGAACAGAGAUGCAGAAGCUGAUGGAGAGGACUGUGGAGGACCAGAACCAGCCGGGAACUCAGAUCCAGGUAGUCAUUUACAGUCUGAUCCUGAUGAUGAGAGGUCUGACUCCUCUGAGAGUGAGACUGAUGACAGUUGUGAUUGGGAGGAGACCAGGGAACCUCAGUCAGGUUCAAAACCUCAGAAAAACACUGAAGAACCAAAAACAUCAGUCAGCUCCUCUGAAUGUGAUACCAGCUCUGACCACAGGGGACAUCAGCAGAAACACAUUGGAAUUAAAUCAUUCAGUUGCUCUGUUUGUGGUAAAAGAUAUUCCCAGAAGACCUCCUUAAUGAAUCACACGAGGCUUCAUUCAGAGGGAAAACGUUUCAGCUGCUCACUUUGUAAAAAAACGUUUCAGUCGAAAGGAGCUGUUGUGACGCACAUGAGAAUCCACACAGGGGAGAAACCCUUCAGUUGCUCUGUCUGUGGUAAAAGUUUCUCACAGAGCUCAACUUUGACCUCACACUUGAGAGCUCAUACAGGAGAGAAACCUUUCACAUGCUCAGUUUGUAAAAUAAGUUUUGGUGACAAACGCACUUUGACCAGGCACAUGAGAGUCCACACCGGGGAGAAGCCAUAUAGUUGCUCAGUUUGCCGUAAAGUAUUUGCGCACGCGGGAAAUCUGAGACGACACUCGACCGUCCACACGGAGGACAAACCAUUCAGCUGUUCAGUUUGUUGUAAAGGAUUUGGAGAUAGGGGAAAUCUGAGACGACACACGAGGAUCCACACGAGGGAGAAACCGUUUAGUUGCAGCGUUUGCGAUAAAAGUUUCACUCGGCUCUCUCACGUCAAAGAACACCGGUGUGUCGGUGAGAGCGGAAGUAAAUAAAGAUGAUUGUGGAGACGACGAAGGAUUAAUGUACUGAAUUCAAAACUGUGACUCCUUGAUUUUAUUUUCGUGUCUACGUCAUUUUGUAAUUUUCCGUUAAAAUGGCUUUUGGGUAUUACAUGUAUUAAAUGAUUAAGAUUAAUCAUUAAGGUCAUUUUAUUUUAUGUAAAAUGUGAUUUAUAAAAGAAAUUGCUUGAUUUUUCUCCCAAUAAUAGUCUUUUUUGUGCUCAUAUUGUAUUUGUGAUAUUUUGUUAAAACUGUUCACAUUGUUCAGCAGCUGGUGUGUUGAAUAUACCAGUUUGUUUUAAAAGAAUUGGUUCAGAUUUCUGUACAUCAUCAGCUAUGAUUCAUUAAAUGUGCAGAGAAGUUGAUGUUUUGAACUUAUCAAUAAUAUUCUCUCGGCUUUAACAUGUAUUUUCAUUUAUUUUAAUAAAGUUUUGUUCAACCAGAGCUAAGAAGUAAAUAA
This is a messenger RNA of Dicentrarchus labrax (European seabass), 1936 nucleotides long. Its product is annotated as zinc finger protein OZF-like. The transcript has 3 exons. Gene Ontology annotation, molecular function: DNA-binding transcription factor activity, RNA polymerase II-specific; RNA polymerase II cis-regulatory region sequence-specific DNA binding. The record is from RefSeq and is a predicted model, not a curated record. Gene Ontology annotation, biological process: regulation of transcription by RNA polymerase II. The coding region runs from base 292 to 1470 and encodes 392 amino acids. Lineage: Eukaryota; Metazoa; Chordata; Actinopteri; Moronidae.